Molecule: messenger RNA, 1791 nt
Organism: Symbiodinium necroappetens
Lineage: Eukaryota; Dinophyceae; Suessiales; Symbiodiniaceae
Source: the annotation of a GenBank genome assembly
AUGACCGUCAGGACCCAGACCAAGGGUGACGAGCUCUACAGCAUCUCCAAGUCUGUGCCUGUAACACCGCCUGCUCCGAAUGCGUGGAUGAAGCAUUCGGCGGUCUUGUCAGGAUCGGGGACCGUCCUCACAGCUCGGGGCCGGCACGCGGUUUCCCCCAGCACCAAGCAGGAAGAGGCGCGCUCUUUCCAAGAAGACUUGCGGAGGCUCGAGGAGCGGCUGGCCACCGCGGAGCGAGAGAGGGACUGGGCCAUGUCUGCCCUGAGGCAGAGCGAGUACGAGCUGCAGCAGGUGAUUGCCAAGCACCCGCAUGAGGCAACCGGCUCAAACGUGAGCGACGUCCGCUUGAAUCACUACAGAGUACUUCUGGAACUUCUGAACCUGCGCUGUAGGCUACUGGAGCAAUGGCUGGAAGAAGAGGCAGUGAUCGCCGCUUCACAAGAAGACCGGCACUCCGAAAUCUUGCAGCAGAUGGAACAGCAGGUGAGAGAGUUGGCAGCGGAGGUUGUUGAGCAGCAGAUAUGCUACAAGGAGCAGAUCGACGCCAUGCAAAAGCAGCACUGUGAGGACUACACGGUGUGGUCGGAAGAGCUGCUCCGCGAACGAAACGAGGCCUGCAAGGAAAUCGCUGCUUUGCAGGAGGACCUCAGAAGCCAGGAGCAGCUCUGGCACGAGGAGUGGCGAAGGAUGCAGCAGUCUGCUCUAGCGCAGGGUGUCCAGCUGCCGAAUCCUCCAGGUUUUCUGGAGACGAAGGAAAACGGGGGCACCCUGGAGAGCAGCUCAGGCAGCGAGAGUUGGUGCUUGGAAGGCCGCUCCACGCUGGAAACCAUUCUCGAGGCAGCGGCUGAGGAAGUUGACGGCAUCGAGGAGGAGCAGGGGCAAGACGAGCCAAAGAAGCAGUCUUCCGGCAGCUAUCGGCUCGGCUUUCGUCCUUUCUCUGGUGCCAUGGACCUAGCCGGGAAGAACGUGCUCAUUACUGGUGCCAGUGCUGGCAUUGGAGAGGAGCUGGCGCUGCUGUUUGCCAGCCAGGGGGCGAACCUGGCGCUGCUAGCGCGCCGGCUCGAGGUUCUCCAGGAAGUAGCAGCAAAGUGUCGUGCGGCGUCGCCCGGACAGGCCGCCAAAGUGAUCCCUCUAAAGUGCGACGUGACGGACAGAGCUUCCUGCCAUGAGGCUGUGCAACAGGCCACGAACGAACUUCGCGAAGUAGACAUUAUCAUACUGAACGCAGGGGUCAGCAUGGGAUGCUAUUUCGAAGACAUCAAAGACAUGUCAGAUGCAGACAGGCUGAUGGACUUGAACUUCAUGGGAACCGCAAAUGUCCUUUUCUACGCGUUACCCUCGAUCCCAAAGUGCAAGGACUCCAGAAUCGUAGUGAUUUCUUCCGUUGCUGGGCUCUUCGGCAUCCCCUUUCGGACCUUCUACUGUGCCUCGAAGUGGGCUCUGCAUGGGUUCUGCGCGUCCUUGCGUACCGAGCUCCUGGAUGCAUAUGGAGCCAACUCGCCAGCCGUCGUUUUGUCCUGUCCGGGUGAGGUUUCCACCUCUUUGAACACUAGCCGACUGAAAUUUGGAAACGAAGUAGCUGCCGAGUUCUUCGAUAGCGUGGCGGAGCCCUCAAGCCAAGCGGCCAAGACGAUUCUCGACGCGACGAUUGCCGGCGCGAGGGUUGGCUUCUUCGCGAAGAUACACUCUUGGCUCUCCAGCUGCUACGGAUGGAUUCCUGCAACCAUUGACGGUAUCAUGAUCAAGUCUGUAAGAAGUAGAACACGAGCCCCACGUUAUGGAAACUGGUAA